This is a messenger RNA of Grus americana (Whooping crane), 1648 nucleotides long. RefSeq names its product RWD domain containing 3 (gene RWDD3). The coding region runs from base 67 to 867 and encodes 266 amino acids. The transcript has 4 exons. NCBI's taxonomy places the organism in Eukaryota, Metazoa, Chordata, Aves, Gruiformes, Gruidae. Gene Ontology annotation, molecular function: protein binding. The record is from RefSeq and is a predicted model, not a curated record. Gene Ontology annotation, biological process: positive regulation of hypoxia-inducible factor-1alpha signaling pathway; positive regulation of protein sumoylation.
CUGCCGGCGGCGGAGUCCCGCCGCCGGCAGGGGGCGCCGCCACCACCUCGGCCCUCAGCCGCGGCCAUGUCGGAGCUGGCGCUGGAGGAGCUCUCGGCUCUCGCCGCCAUCUACUGCGAGCCGGACGCCUGCGAGGUGCUGGCGGUCUCAGAGACGCAUGGAAUCACAUUUAGAAUUCAAAUCAGUGUGAAAGAACUGCUGGAUACAGAUGUGCUUUUAAAGCUGUUAUUUCAUUUACCAGUCAAUUAUCCAUCAACUCUACCAGAUAUUUCUGUUAACUCAGACCAGCUUACAAGGGCCCAAUGUAUGGACGUGAAAGAUAAAUUACUUGAACAAGCGAAGAUGCAUCUUUCUGAACCCAUGGUACACGAUCUGAUUCUUUGGAUACAGCAGCACCUUAAAUAUGUCAUUAAGCAAUCAGCAACAGUUUGCAAUGAAAAAACUACUUUGUCAAAAGGAACAAGUACAGAGGAUGGUAUCUGGAUGCUCCUUUUGCAUUUAGAUCACAUGAGAGCAAAGGCAAAAUACAUCAAAACCGUGGAAAAAUGGGCUUCAGAUCUAAGGCUGACUGGAAGACUGAUGUUCAUGGGCAAGAUAAUAUUGAUUCUUCUUCAGGGUGACAAGAGCAACAUUAAGGAGUACUUGAUUCUUCAGAAAACUUCUAAGGUAGAUGUGGACUCAAGCGGAAAGAAAUGCAAAGAGAAAAUGAUUAGUGUACUGUGUGAGACAAAAGUACAGUCACAGCAUAAAAGGUUUCAGAUGUUUGAAGUCAAAGAAUAUUCAACACUGGAUGAGCUACAAAAGGAAUUUGAAACUGCAGGACUUACAACUCUUUUCUCCGAGUUUGUGCCUCCUCUCUUAAAAUAAAAUUAAAAGAAAACACUGGACUCCUCAACCAAAGCAGUAGUUGACUGCAGAUACUGAUGGAAGAUAAAAGGACUAAUUUGGCAAACAAUGUUAAAGCUUUUCUGAAAAAAAUGCCAGAAGUAGCCAUCCUCUUGCAAAAAGGGGAAGGCAAUUCAUACAUUAAGAAUUAAUAAUUUUUUGACAUUUAUGUAUUGAUACCUUUUUCCAAGGACUGUGGAGCUAAUUGUGAUAAUUGCAUGGCAAGCAUGGGAGAUUGGGAAGAAAUCAUAUUAAAAUAAUAGUCUUCUAGUUAGACUCUGUUUUGCAAUCCCUGCUUUUCAGUGUUUUGGUUUUUAUCUCUCAUGGUAGUGUUUUUUCAUAAUGGUCUGCUAGAAAGCAGGAUUAAUUUGCUUUGAAAGCUUAUAUGAAGAUAUUGCUAUAAAAAGCAUAGCAAACACAGAUUUGAAUAUGUGAGGGCAGCAUAUACUUAAUAUCCCUUAGGUGUUCAUCUGCUAACUUUUCCUUCUCCAUUUAUUUGACUAUAAAUGCUAGACUGUUGAUUUAAAGAAAAAGUUCAUGUCACUUGGGGCCUGAAAAAACUUAGAAGUGUCUUUUUGAAUGUUAGUCUUUAUUCUACAAUGUAUAAAGACACCCAAGUGGAGAAUUUAAAUUGAUUAAAAAGCUAAGGUAGAGCCAAUUGUAGUAUUUUCUUUGAUUGUUUACAGAUUCCUUUUUGCACUUUAUCUGGUUUUACUCUGUGCAUCUUUAGAUAUCUCGAUUUAAUUAAACUGUCAGAACAGUA